AUGGUCUCCCAAGCCCCCGAGGUUGCGAAGGCGCCGAACACCACAGCCUUCUCCCCUGAACGGUGGGCCCUGAGGUCCCACGCUGAGUGCACCCGGGGGCCCCGCCAUCCGCCAGCCAGCCCGCAGCACACCCCUGCACCUCCUCCUCGCCCCGCCUCUCCGCAAGGGGCCCGCUUCCCGUCCUACCCUACAGUGCCGGCGAGCGACUGCCCCUUCCCCAGCCCCCGGAGCGGGGUCGUCCCGUCUCCGGGGGGCUUAGGGAAGGAACCCGAGCCGGCUCCUGCCCGCUGUGCACGGGGUCUGGAGCUGGGAAAGGUGGCGAGGACACCAGGCCACACUCCCCCCACCCCCGGGCGCGGCCGGCGCGCCUUGGGGGGCCGUGUGGUCAGCCUGGCGGCGCCCCGUGUGCCCACGGGGCCCCUGCCGAAGGAGACACCCAGCCCGCUGUCCAGGAAGGAGGGGCCGGCGGCCCGGCGGCCCAGCCUCCCCUUCCUGGGCCCUGGAGGGCAACAGGUGUCCGGCCGUUCCCAGCCGGGGGGGCUCCGGGCGGCGGGGCCAGGCCGCCCCGCUGCAGCGGGGGCGAAGCGGCGCCUGUCAUCACCCGGGUGGGAACGUGCCAGACGGGCAGGGCGCGCGCCCCGCCCCCCGCAGGGCCGCAAGGUCGGCGCCCGCCCCCCGCAGGGCCGCAGGGUCGGCGCCCAGCCCCCGCAGGGCCGCAAGGUCGGCGCCCCCGGCGGCUGGCUCGUGUCCUCUGACAGCGCUGGCGCUCACCCUGCCCCGGGCCGCAGAGCCUUCCGGAUUCCGCGAAUGAAGCCAUCAGACGAGGCGAGGGCGGAGGCGGGCGGAGGCGGGCGGGCUCCCCUCCGCCCGUGUCGGCCAUGGAUGGGUGGUCGGAAGGCCCCGGAGCCCGGCCGUGAGCCCAGAGGCCGCAGCCUUCUCCUGAUGAGGGUGGAGGGCGGCCUGCUGGCGGGGGUGGAGCAGGCGAGGCCCGGGGAGGCCUGUGGCAGGAGGGAGGGUGGGCGCGGGGCGCGCCGGGACCCCUCACCGAGGGGGGCGAGGCGCGGCGAGGCGGGCAGGCCGGGGGCUGACCGAGGGCCGGCGAGCGGGGAACCGCGCAGCGCGGCAGCGUCGCUGUGCUGCUGGCAAAUGCAGCCGUGCGCCUACGUGGUGCGCACGGGCGUGUACCGCAUGCACGCCCGGUGUGACCGCAACCCAGGCCCCCCGGGGCCGGCCCCCCCCCGGGAAUUCGCCCGGGACCAGCCCGGAAGCCACGUUCUCCGGGACGCAGCCCCGGGGUCUCCGGCCCCAGCGGGGCGCACGGAGCUCUCCGCUCUCCGGCACGCAGGAGGGCCGUUCGUCCACCCGCUGCGCGGGGCUCACAGGGCCCUGUCCACACCGCCUGUCACCUGCGGGGCACAGGCUGCGCGGGGCUCACAGGGCCCUGUCCACACCGCCUGUCACCUGCGGGGCACAGGCUGCGCGGGGCUCACAGGGCCCUGUCUACACCGCCUGUCAGGGGCACAGGCUGCGCGGGGCUCACAGGGCCCUGUCCACACCGCCUGUCACCUGCGGGGCACAGCUGCGCGGGGCUCACAGGGCCCUGUCCACACCGCCUGUCAGGGGCACAGGCUGCGCGGGGCUCACAGGGCCCUGUCUACACCGCCUGUCACCUGCGGGGCACAGGCUGUGCGGGGCUCACAGGGCCCUGUCCACACCGCCUGUCACCUGCGGGGCUCAGGCUGCUCCAGGAUCACAGGGCCCUGUCCACCACCGCCUGUCACCUGCGGGGCACAGGCUGCGCGGAGCUCACAGGGCCCUGUCCACACCGCCUGUCACCUGCGGGGCACAGGCUGCGCGGGCUCACAGGGCCCUGUCCACACCGCCUGUCACCUGCGGGGCACAGGCUGCGCGGGGCUCACAGGGCCCUGUCUACACCGCCUGUCAGGGGCACAGGCUGCGCGGGGCUCCACAGGGCCCUGUCCACACCGCCUGUCACCUGCGGGGCACAGGCUGCGCGGGGCUCACAGGGCCCUGUCCACACCGCCUGUCAGGGGCACAGGCUGCGCGGGGCUCACAGGGCCCUGUCCACACCGCCUGUCAGGGGCACAGGCUGCGCGGGGCUCACAGGGCCCUGUCCACACCGCCUGUCACCUGCGGGGGCACCGGCUGCGCGGGGCUCACAGGGCCCUGUCCACACCGCCUGUCACCUGCGGGGCACAGGCUGCGCGGGGCUCACAGGGCCCUGUCCACACCGCCUGUCACCUGCGGGACACAGGCUGCGCGGGGCUCACAGGGCCCUGUCCACACCGCCUGUCACCUGCGGGGCACAGGCUGCUCCGGGAUCACAGGGCCCUGUCCACACCGCCUGUCACCUGCGGGGCACAGGCUGCGCGGGGCUCACAGGGCCCUGUCCACACCGCCUGUCACCUGCGGGGCACAGGCCUGCGCGGGGCUCACAGGGCCCUGUCCACACCGCCUGUCACCUGCGGGGCACAGGCUGCUCCGGGAUCACAGGGCCCUGUCCACACCGCCUGUCACCUGCGGGGCACAGGCUGCGCGGGGCUCACAGGGCCCUGUCCACACCGCCUGUCACCUGCGGGGCACAGGCUGCUCCGGGAUCACAGGGCCCUGUCCACACCGCCUGUCAGGGGCACAGGCUGCGCGGGGCUCACAGGGCCCUGUCCACACCACCUGUGUCACCUGAGGGGCACAGGCUGCGCGGGGCUCACAGGGCCCUGUCCACACCGCCUGUCACCUGCGGGGCACCGGCUGCGCGGGGCUCACAGGGCCCUGUCCACACCGCCUGUCACCUGCGGGGCACCGGCUGCGCGGGGCUCACAGGGCCCUGUCCACACCGCCUGUCAGGGGCACAGGCUGCGCGGGGCUCACAGGGCCCUGUCCACACCGCCUGUCACCUGCGGGGGCACAGGCUGCACAGGGCUCACAGGGCCCUGUCCACACCACCUGUGUCACCUGCGGGGCAUCCGGGUGGACACCUGGGGAAGGACACCCCAGCGAGACCGAGACAGGGACAGUGGGUCCCGCGGGGGCCUGCACAGCCCUCGGGAAGGGUCAAGAGGACAGGAGCACAGAGCGCCCCCUCGCGAUGGGAGAACAGUGGAGUGGAGGGAAGAGCACCCCACUAGGGGCCCCCGAAGUCCCCACGAGGCAGGGGGGAGCACCUGGCCCAGGGACAUAGAACGGGCACAAAAUGUGAGGAGAGUCCCCAAACUGCACCGGCGGGAAUCGCACGAAGCCUCAUCCACCGGAUCCCCCAAACCCAGCCUGUGGGGGACGCCAGGGGACGCCGACCGCGUGGGGUCACCAGGCGGGGACAGGGCCUCUUCAAAGACCACGGAGGAGCAGCGGUCACAGGGCUCACACAGCCCAGAGCCCCCGUCCCGUCACCCAGGCCUUCUGAUUGUCAUCUGUCACCUCCUGCCCCCAGGAAGGAAUGCAGACCCCGAGAUAGACGAGGGGGGCGGUGGGGAGGGGCCGGCCUCGGAACGGAGUUAUCAGCACUCGGCCUAUAGCUUCACUCAACACCUUGUCAAAGGUGACGGGGCAGCUGUCCUGCUUCCUCCACGCCGGUGUCUCAAGAAAACAGCAAUGCGCCCCGAGAGCUGA
Molecule: messenger RNA, 3627 nt
Organism: Perognathus longimembris pacificus (Pacific pocket mouse)
Lineage: Eukaryota; Metazoa; Chordata; Mammalia; Rodentia; Heteromyidae
Product: collagen alpha-1(I) chain-like
Exons: 6
Coding region: 1-3627 (1208 amino acids)
Source: RefSeq, a predicted model, not a curated record